AUGGGAAAUAAAAAAAUAGCGGAAAACGGGGAACGAGGUACAUCAAAACAAACAUCGAUCAAAUCGGAUACAGACCAGUGCAAAGGUCACGCGAGGGGAUCGUUGGCAAACUCAGGGCUCAACAGCAUGUUGCAGAGACGGCACUCCGCCUCAGAAAGAACUGUGUCCCAGGGGGGCAUGCACCAGAAACAGGUACCACAGCAACAACAGCAACAGCACCAACAACAACAACACCACACGCCGACGCCGAACUCAAGAGUGUGUACCCUGGAUAUAGUAGUGGCAGUGCACGACUUCAACUACCCACCGGCAUCCGCAACCAAUAAGCUGUCCUUCCAGAGGGGGGAUACAGUGUACGUGCUUGCCAAGAGCGCGUCUGGUUGGUGGGACGGGUUAUCCAUAGCAGAUACGGACAACAAAGUUAUAAGGGGCUGGUUCCCUUAUAACCAUGUCCGCUUGCUACGAGAAAAUGUCAGUUGUAACUUUAGAACCGUGUCUUCCGUCUCAAACAAGAGCUCAAGACGCACAAGCAUACACAAGUCCAGCUUGCGGAACAACGGGGCACCCCCCAUGGGGGCCCCGGCGGCGGCGGCAUCACAUUUGGACGUUCCUGCAGAGCAGGCCAUCUCCAACACGGGAAGAUCAGCAACAUUGCUGAGUCUGCCCCUGCCGGUGUCCAACAAGAGCAGGAGAGGGUCGUACCCUUACUUUCGAAGAGGCAGUUUUUUCAGUAAUCACAGCAACCAGUCGAAAAACUCGGCAAAAAGAAGCUCCAUCGUACUGAACAGCAACUCGAACUUCACAAACGUGAAGUACGAUGACCUUAGCACAAUCGACCCGUUGGACAAAACGGAGGGAACACCGGAGUCUGCACCUUCGUCACGAGAAAAUGACACAUGUCCAUCACAGGGAGAUUCGCCGAGUGGGAGUGUGCCGUCCAGUGUACCCCCAUCACUCUCCAAAACGAUGUCGCACCAAAGAGACACCGUCACCACGAAGAGGGAACAGAUCAACAUACUGUCUCUCGAAGAGGUCGAAAUGAUCAUAAACAGUUUCCACACGAACGUCUCACCAACGUGGACACCAAUCCCAAUAGUAUCUGCGACACAGGGCCCAGGGGACAAAUUAAUUUAUUACAAUAAAGAACUGGAUAUUUACUGCUCGGAGUUCCCUCUCGUCUCCACCACAGAGUCCAAGAUGAAUAACAAAAGUUCAGACGAUCCCGAGGAAAGUUUAGAACAAACCAGCGAGGAUGAGGGACAAAUCCCUGGCAAAAAAAUGGGCACUAGCAUGGAACUUGUGUUCCCACCGAAUGACCACCUAGUCGAUCUGAGAGCACGGAAUAUAGCUGAGAGCAUUGUAGACAAAACACGGUCCUCUGAAGAGGCAACAGACGGUACCGAGGAGGAGGAGGAGAAGCGGCAUUCUGUGGCUUCUACAGCGAAACCUAAAGGUAAACCAUCCGUGACAGGUACACAGGACUACAAAUCCAAUCACUCACAUAGCCAAACAUUCUACAGGCAGGCCAUCCUUUCCAAACAAGACCUGUUCUACCAGCAUUCCAAGGACAUCAGAACAUGGAUUGAACUAGAGGAUUUGACGUUUCACUACACUAGACUAGCUCACGAUAUGUUCAUCAGAAACGACCGUAUGAACUUCUCCAAAUUUUUCGAGAUGCUAUCAAACAUGGUGACAUACCUCCAACUAUCCUGUAGAUUGAUACACAAUCAGAUCAAGUUGAAAAACUCCAACAAAUCCGUUAAAAAAUUACUCAAGGGUAUGAUUUCCUCCCUCGCAAAGAUUAACAUUAACGCUAUAUUGUAUUUCACUAACGGACCGCGCUGGAAUGCAAAUGAUACAGGUGAUGGAAAUGCAGCGCAAAGGACAAGCUCUCAGAAUGAAUCUCGCUACUUUCAAGCCUGGCUACCUGAGUUUGGCCAUGACGAUAAUUAUGUGCAUAAUGACACCAUGCUGAACUUAAACGAGGAAUCUAAAGCUCCAGAUUCCGGUAUGAAAAGAAAUGUCAGCACCAGCACUACAGAUACCCUUAUCCCUGCCAGAAAUACUGAAACUUUUGACUCACUGUAUAAUGGAGACCCACGUGGGGUGCCAACUUCUCAACGGACUUCAAUAAAUCGCGGCCUUUCCUACUCGAGUGCGAAUGGUCCAGACAAGCCCGCGAAGAUUCAAGCCUUGCCAGAAAAGGUAAUUAACGUCAGAGGUAUCUUUGAAAAUAUUGACCACGAAUUUGUUAAAUUCAUGAAGGACGUUCACACACUCUACCAUAUUUUACAGACCACCGUGUUACAUAACAACGAGUUUCAGUUUUUGCCCCAAGUUCUCCCCAGAUUUUUCAAGGGAUCGUUCAAUGGUGGUUCUUGGACCAACCCAUUUGCAAAAUUCAUUUUCCCAUCUGAUGUUGUUCAAAGACCUGAUACGGCAACGAAUUUGUCGGUAGGCGACAGUAAUAGCGCAAUCCCUAAAUCGUUUGAUGCUACAACUGCACCAUCGUCGAAUACUGGAGUCCCAUUGAAGAUGACCAACGCCAUCUCUCUGGCUGCCGGGGUCAAUGUCCCUACCGAUAUGGUCUUGGACGGGGAUAUAUCGUCGGCAUCAUCUACCCGGUCGAGACCCUUCCAAUCGAUAUCGUCAACAAGUAAUCGACCAUCUCAUCCCCGAACUUUUUCAAGGUUCAAAAAUUUCAAAAGAAAAUCCAAGUAUCCGCUCAACAACGAUACAUUGAACACUAUGCAGAAGAUCGCUAACCAGAUUUUUGAGGAUUUCAAUACAAAAAAUAAUCCGUUGCCCAAUUACGACAUCAGGCGGAGUGUCAGGAAUUUGGAACUCAAUUCGAAAACGUACGACCAAAUCAACCAAAAUACAAUCCUGAUUGAAAUCUUGGAAAAUCUGGACCUAACGAUCUUUCUCAACUUAAAAAGAUUGAUCAAGACUACGCCGAACUCUCUAGACAGUGAGAGCGAGGAAUUUUUGAAGCACGCCAUGUCAUCGAUAUCCGGUGUGCUUAGUGAAUUUUACAAUAUUAAACAAUGUUUCCAUAAUAUUCUGGUUCGGCUGAUCAUGUCAGCGCAACACACCACUUUAAAUGAUCCAUACGUUUUCACUUCUAUGAGGCCCAAUCACCAGAUCGACUUCAAUGAGCCCAUUCUCCUAGAAAAGAUCACACUGAAUAAAAAUCUGACCAAACUAGAGAAGAAAUCUAGAAAGAUGUACGCUUAUUUGGUUAAAGAGGAUGUUGAAUUUAACAACGUCGAUUUCUUGGAUAUGUCCAAGGAUUUUUGCGUUUCAUCCGAGAAAUAUGUCGAAAUUGCUAAAGUUUCUUGUCUCAUAAUGGAGCAACUUAUUGAGGAAAGGGAAAAUCUGCUGAAUUAUGCUGCGAGAAUGAUGAAAAAUGAUUUGACUACAGAAUUACUCAAGGGCGAGCAAGACCUUUGGUUUGAUUACAACUCUGAAUCUGACUCGGAUGAUUUCCUCCUUGGUGACAAAGAGGGGGAUGAAAGCAGUACUGGCCACGAUGCAGGUUCCGAUGGCACAGUAUCUAACACGCGGAAGAAAAUGAACAUUGUUCGUCACAAGAGACAGCACAAUUCCGAUGUUCCCUGGUUUUUGCAAACUGAGCACGAUUAUGACUUAAUCUACGAUUCAAGGGGCCAGAUUAAAGGUGGUCCGAAGGAGGCGCUCAUGGAGCACUUGACAAGUCACGAACUAAUUGAUCCCUCGUUUAAUGUGGCCAUGUUGAUAUCCUUUAGAAGUAUCAUGUCAACACGAGACUUCUUGUAUGCCUUAGUGUACCGGUACAACUUGUAUCCUCCAGAGGGUCUAAGUUAUGACGAAUACAACACUUGGGUAGAGGAGAAGUUGACACCCAUCAAAUGUAGGGUGAUCAAUAUUAUGAAGACUUUUCUGCAACAAUACUGGUGUGUUCACUAUUACGAGCCAGGUCUCUCCUCUUUGGAGAGUUUUGCCAAUCUAGCUAUUUCUGAAAAGAUCCCCGGUUCUGACGAGCUUCUAUUGAGAAUGAAGGAGAAUCUAGUGGAGUCCUGUUUGCGUACUGCGAAAAAGACAUCUUCGGACAACAGUAGCAGUGACGUUAGUGAGAAUAAGAAGCGGUCUGAAUCCUCGAGUGGUUCAUUGGGGUCCUCUUUGAUUAGGUUGAAAAAAAUGAAAUUACUUGGGACAGAUCCGUACAUAUACGCUACACAAUUGACGAUUUUGGAGCAUGAAUUGUACUUGAGAAUCUCGAUGUUUGAAUGUUUGGAUCGUGCAUGGGGGAACAAGUACUGUAACAUGGGUGGUUCCGCUAACAUAUCUCAUUUUAUCACGAACGCGAACGCACUCACCAACUACGUCUCAUACUCGAUAGUGAGACAAACAGAGGUGAAACGGCGUGCUCACUAUAUCCAAUUUUUCAUCACCGUUGCUGAGCACUGCAAAGAACUCAACAAUUUUUCAUCAAUGACAGCGAUCAUCUCCGCGUUGUAUUCUUCCCCCGUGUACCGUUUAAAGCGUACAUGGAAGUUGCUUGCCCGUGAGAUCCGAGACACACUGAGCAAUCUGAACAGUCUGAUGGACUCCAAGAGGAAUUUCGCGAAGUACCGUAGCCAGUUGCGGUCGGUGAAGAACGUCGCGUGUGUUCCCUUCUUUGGUGUCUACUUAUCUGAUCUAACGUUUACGUCUGCCGGGAACCCAGAUUUCCUACACAAAAACGAGAACAUCAUCAAUUUCGGCAAGCGGGUCAAGGUUGUGGACAUCAUUGAGGAGAUCCUGAGUUUCAAGCGGGUUCAUUACAAGCUGAAAAGGUUCGACGAGGUACGGACGAUAAUCGAGGCCUCCCUGGAGGAGGUGCCCCAUAUCGAGAUCCAGUACCAGUUGUCUCUAGAGAUCGAACCGCGCAGCAACCACGCUGCGAACUCGAACCCACUGGACGUCGUGUUCAAGUAA
Molecule: messenger RNA, 4959 nt
Organism: Huiozyma naganishii CBS 8797
Lineage: Eukaryota; Fungi; Ascomycota; Saccharomycetes; Saccharomycetales; Saccharomycetaceae
Gene: CDC25
Product: Ras family guanine nucleotide exchange factor CDC25
Exons: 1
Coding region: 1-4959 (1652 amino acids)
Biological process (GO): positive regulation of GTPase activity; Ras protein signal transduction
Cellular component (GO): plasma membrane
Molecular function (GO): protein binding; guanyl-nucleotide exchange factor activity
Source: RefSeq, a predicted model, not a curated record